UACGCGUUGACUGACCAAUCAGAGCGCGCCUGAGCUUUUGCGAGCGCAGUUCCGUGAAAUGCGCCGCACAGGCAGACGCUCCUUCCACAGCAAGCCGAUUCUCGGAAACCCGUUUCCCCGGUGCUCUUCUUUAGAAAAAACGCUGAGCUCUUCUCACUUACGUGGAGCUCGUUAAACGUGGCGAGACGUGUGCUUUUACUGCUGACAAGGUGAACGUGUGCUUUCCCAGGCUGACACGGUGCGCCAUUACGCCAGAGAUGGAUGUCGGCUUGGACUCUUUAUUUGUAUAAUUUAUCAUCUUUAAAACGUUAAAAAAAAGUCUCAUUACCCAUCACGUAUUUAGCAGUUCCGAAUUAAUUCGUGAUGCUCUUGUGUGUGUCAAGGAUUCUAAUCCCAUCUUCAUCAAUGGUUACUGGAGAGAUGAUAGUUACAAGCAAUGGAGAAGGUCCCUGUAACCAACCGGUCAUGGUUUCUGCUCAGCCAUGGAAAUCGUUUGAAAACCUGCGAUGCAUCCAUGCUACAUUUCAGCAUCUCAAUGCCUCAGGCUGGUACUGGGGGAACAUUUCAGCCAGUCAGGCUGGAGACGCUCUGGCAGGCACGGCAGAGGGGACGUUCCUCGUACGCGACAGCAGCCACACUCACUACUUCUUCACCCUCUCUGUAAAGACGAACAGAGGCCCUACCAACAUACGCAUCGAGUACAGCGGCAACCGCUUCCGACUGGACUACAGUUCUAGCACCUGUCCUCGCCUGCUGUCUUUCCCCACCGUGUCCGAUCUGGUGCAACACUACAUGGGCACCAGCAGGAGAAAGGAGAAAGCUAAGACAGAGGAAGAUGCUACAGGAGCACUGGAGGACAAUGCUGUUCUUCUGAAACUCAGACAGCCUUUGUAUAAACCCAAAACCUUUCCCACAUUACAGCACUUGGUCCGCCUCACCAUAAACAGACACACAAACUGCCCAGAACAGCUACCCCUACCACGUCUAAUGCUACUUUAUCUACAGGACUAUCCCUUCAAAAUAUAACAUUGACAGCAAUCUUAAUUAGAUUUUGUUCACAAGGCUUAGAUUUGGUUCUUCGACUCUUCUCCUGAACGAGACCACUGGAUAUGUAUUUAGAUGAUGUGGCAGAUGUGUGCCAUGUUAUGGACUAUGGGUGCUGCUAAAGAUUGCCACAGACUCCCAUAAUGUAUUGUGAGAAAUAUGUUGUGACAUUCAGGCUUGAGGCCAGUGAAACAAAGCUGAACUGAGCAUAAUUAACUCUGAAACCAGAAAGCACUUAUUUGAAUGUUACAAAAUUGAGACCAAAUAUUUAAUGACUGUGUAAUAAUUUAUAUUUAAAUCAUGUAUUGGAUUAUAUAGCCAAAGCAACUUUGACGUUCAAUACUGAGACGUCAAAGUUACAUGAUACUUUACAUGACGCAACCAUUUGACGUUUUUUACUAACUAGUAUUUUGAGGGCAGUUAUGAAGGGGGGUGAAAGAGAAGUGAAAAUGUGUUGUGGCAUUCAGAGGGCAACAUUUCAAGACGAUUACAGUUAUACAAUGACAGUUAUAUGCAAAGUUAUACCUUUGUUCUGUCUGCCUGUAAAUUACAGGCUAUGAGGAGAUGCUUCCUGCAUCCUGUUUACAAAUGAGCAAAAUUUGUUUAAAUUAAACUUAAAGUUCCUUCUAAUAUUAUUGUCUGUACACAUUUCCAGUUUUUAUUAAAGUAUUUCAAUGAAACUUUG
Tachysurus fulvidraco (yellow catfish) is the source of this 1729-nucleotide messenger RNA. Its product is annotated as cytokine-inducible SH2-containing protein-like. Gene Ontology annotation, cellular component: phosphatidylinositol 3-kinase complex. The coding region runs from base 364 to 1026 and encodes 220 amino acids. Gene Ontology annotation, biological process: phosphatidylinositol phosphate biosynthetic process; intracellular signal transduction. The transcript has 3 exons. The record is from RefSeq and is a predicted model, not a curated record. Gene Ontology annotation, molecular function: 1-phosphatidylinositol-3-kinase regulator activity. NCBI's taxonomy places the organism in Eukaryota, Metazoa, Chordata, Actinopteri, Siluriformes, Bagridae.